AUGCCUGAUAAAUUAACAAAUGUGACCCUAAUAACAAGAUUUUUACUUAUGGGAUUCCCUGAUGAUCAGGUGCUACAGAAACUUUUUGCUUCAUUCUUCUCCUUGGUUUACCUGGCAGCACUGAUGGGGGAACUCCUUAUUAUCACCCUCACAACCAUUGACCAGCAUCUCCAAACCCCCAUGUACUUUUUCCUGAAAAAAUUGUCUUUGAUUGAUAUCUGUUAUAUCUCUGUCACUGUCCCCAAAUCCAUCAUAAACUCUCUGACCGACAGCCAUUCCAUCUCCUUCGAGGGAUGUGCAUCACAGGUUUUCCUUGUUGUUUCCUUUGCUGGAACAGAGUUUGCCCUCCUUCUGGUGAUGUCCUAUGACAGCUAUGCUGCCAUCUGCUUUCCUCUGCACUAUGAGACCAUCAUGAAUAGAGGUGCCUUUAUGCAGAUGAUGACAGCAUCAUGGUUCAGUGGGUUUGUCUAUGAAUCCAUUCAUGUUGCAGGCACAUGUUCUGUCCAUUUCUAUGGGCCAAACAUAGUGCAUCAAUUUUUCUGUGACAUUCGAUUUUUGCUAACACUUGCUUGUUCUGGGGAGCAAAUUCUAGAAUAUGUGUUUAUCAUCAUUAGUUUUUGUUUUGUUUUUGUAUGUUUUACUUUCAUGGUUGCUUCCUAUGUUUUUAUUGUGUCCACUGUCCUAAGAAUUCCUUCUCCACAAGGCAGAUUUAAAACCUUUUCAACCUGCAUGCCCCAUCUAACAGUGGUAAGCAUGUUCUCUCCUGUAUAUAUUGCAUAUUUAGGUUUAAACUCAAAAUCCCCAUCAUCACUGAACCUUUUUAUGUCUGUGUUAUAUUCUCUGUUACUUCCAAGCCUGAAUCCUGUCAUUUACAGCCUGAGAAAUAGAGACAUGGAAGUGGCCCUUUGGAAAUUUUUUGGUGAAAAUGUGACACCGAGUAUAUAA
Molecule: messenger RNA, 945 nt
Organism: Mustela lutreola (European mink)
Lineage: Eukaryota; Metazoa; Chordata; Mammalia; Carnivora; Mustelidae
Product: olfactory receptor 14A16-like
Exons: 1
Coding region: 1-945 (314 amino acids)
Biological process (GO): G protein-coupled receptor signaling pathway
Cellular component (GO): membrane
Molecular function (GO): olfactory receptor activity; G protein-coupled receptor activity
Source: RefSeq, a predicted model, not a curated record